Plenodomus lingam JN3 is the source of this 555-nucleotide messenger RNA. The record is from RefSeq and is a predicted model, not a curated record. Lineage: Eukaryota; Fungi; Ascomycota; Dothideomycetes; Pleosporales; Leptosphaeriaceae.
AUGGAGACAAGCAUUUCAUCAUCAGUGCCAACAACUUCUGCGCUCCCGCAACCCAUUAUAACAACCAGCCGCCUCGUGAUCCGAGCCCUCCAUCCGCAAGACAAUCACUCAAUGAGCCUUAACGCGAAUAACCCCCUCAUCUCGAGAUACAUGUCCAAUACCUUCCCAGACCCUUACACGCUGUCCGCCGCUGACGACUGGAUCGCCAUGAAUGUUGCUAAAUCCGUGCAAAAUGAUUUUGGGAUUUGCGAAAAAUCCUUCCCGGAGGCAAUUAUCGGUGGCAUAGGGCUUAAGCCUGGCGCGGAUGUGAAUGCCCACACAGGGGAGAUUGGAUUCUGGGUCGGGCAGAACUACUGGGGAAAUGGUUAUGCGACUGAAGCACUAGAAGCUUUCACGCAAUGGGCCUUUUUGAACGAGGAAGUCGAAAGGACGAGGAAGACGAAGUUGUACGGUGGUGUGUUUGGUGGAAAUACCGCCAGUAUGCGAUGUUUUGACAAGUGUGGGUAUACGAGAGAGGGAAUAUUGAGAGGCAGACUGGGAAGUGAGGGUCAAUAA